AUGUCAAAUAACCCGUUUGACACGACGGACUCUAAAUCAGGUGCAGACAGGAUUUCGGCCAUCUCCAAAAGCUCGGAGAGCAGUGGCAGCAGGUCGGACAAACACCAGGAGACAGCGUAUACCGGCAUGGACCAGAAGGCAGAGCGCCAGAUCCGAGAUCUCGCGCGCUCGCUCACGGCGGCGUCGCGUGCCAGCCAGCACUCGCUCAGCGGCGGCGGCGGCGGCGCCGCCGCCGCGGCCGCUGGCCGCGGUGGCGAUUACGCCCCGUCGCUUUUCAGUCGCUACGACGGCGACGCCAUCAACCCCGUUUUCACAGACGCAAACGCCCAGGGCUACGAUCCCAAACUCGAUCCCAACUCGGACGAAUUCUCGUCCGUCGCGUGGGUCCGCAACAUGAGCCGGCUCGCCGCGUCGGACCCAGAAUACUACAAACCGUACUCGCUCGGGUGCGCGUGGAAAAACCUGCGUGCGUUCGGCGACUCCACCGACGUGGCGUACCAGGCCACCGUGGCCAACCUCCCAGUCAAACUCGGCGAAUACCUGUACCGGAUGAUGCGCAAGAGCCGGCCCUCGGACUCGUUCGACAUCCUGAAACCCAUGGACGGCAUUGUGCAGCCCGGCGAGCUGCUCGUGGUGCUGGGCCGCCCGGGCUCCGGCUGCUCCACGCUGCUCAAGUCCAUCUCGUCCAACACGCACGGGUUCCACAUCGCAGAGAACUCGGUCAUCUCGUACGACGGCAUGUCCCCGCGCGAGAUCGUCAAGCACUACCGCGGGGAGGUCGUGUACAACGCAGAGGCCGACGUGCACUUCCCGCACUUGUCUGUGUUCCAGACCCUCAACACCGUCGCGCGGCUCACCACCCCUUCCAACCGUAUACAGGGCGUCGAUCGUGAGACGUUUGCGCGCCACGUCAGCGAGGUCGCCAUGGCCACCUACGGUCUGUCCCACACCCGCAACACCAAGGUCGGAAACGAGCUGGUCAGAGGUGUGUCCGGCGGUGAGCGUAAGAGAGUCUCCAUUGCCGAAGUGUCGAUCUGCGGCUCCAAGUUCCAAUGCUGGGACAACGCCACACGUGGUCUGGACUCCGCCACCGCGCUCGAGUUUAUCCGUGCGCUGCGCACCAACGCCCAGCUCACCUCGUCAUGCGGUGUGAUCGCCAUCUACCAGUGCUCCCAGGACGCCUACGACCUCUUCGACAAAGUGUGCGUUUUGCACGAGGGCUACCAGAUUUUCUACGGCCCUGCCAAAGAGGCCAAGCAAUACUUCUUGGACAUGGGUUACGUGUGCCCCGAGAGACAGACCACCGCAGACUUCCUCACCGCCGUCACCAACCCAGCCGAGAGAAUCCAAAACCCAGAAUACAUCAAGGCCGGUCGCAAGAUCCCUGCUACUGCAAAGGAAAUGGAGGCCCAUUGGAAGCAAUCUGAAAACUACCGCAGGCUCAUGGACAUUAUCGACACCCACUUGAGCGGGGACGCGGAUGCCAACAGACUGCAAUUGCAGGAGGCCCAUCGCGCAAAACAAUCCAAGCGUGCCAGACCUUCCUCCCCUUACACCGUCAGUUACGGAAUGCAAGUCAAGUACCUUCUGAUCAGAAACAUGCAAAGAAUCAGAAGUGAUAUCGGUGUCACGGUUUUCCAGGUCGUCGGUAACGCCAGUAUGGCCUUCAUCCUCGGUUCCAUGUUUUACAAAAUUUUGAAGCAUUACGAUACGAGUGGUUUCUACUCUCGUGCCGGUGCUUUAUUCUUUGCUGUUUUGUUCAAUGCAUUCUCGUGUUUACUGGAAAUUUUCGCCCUUUACGAGGCCAGACCUAUCUCGGAAAAACACAAGCGUUACUCUCUGUACCACCCAUCUGCAGACGCUUUGGCAUCUGUCAUUUCAGAAAUACCCACCAAGGUUUGCACUUCCAUUUGUUUCAACAUUGCACUCUAUUUCCUCUGUAAUUUCAAGCAAGAAGCUGGCGCUUUCUUCUUUUAUUAUUUGAUGACUGUGGUUGCUACAUUCACCAUGUCGCAUAUCUUUAGAUGUCUCGGUGCUGCUACAAAGACUUUCUCCGAAGCAAUGGUACCUUCAUCACUUUUGCUUUUGGCUAUGUCUCUUUACACUGGUUUCGCCAUCCCCAAGACCAAAAUGUUGGGAUGGUCCAAAUGGAUAUCUUACAUUAACCCUCUAUCGUACAUUUUUGAGUCAAUCAUGAUCAAUGAGUUCCACGACACUGAUUUCCAAUGCUCUCAGUUUAUUCCAACCGGUGCCGAUUACACCAACGCCUCUGGAACUGAACGAGUCUGUUCUUCAGUCGGUGCUGUCGCUGGUCAAUCUUAUGUCUCCGGUGAUGACUACCUAUCAUUAGCUUACACCUAUGAACACAAGCACAAAUGGAGAGGGUUUGGUAUUGGUAUGGGUUACAUCGUAUUCUUCUUGGGUGUUUACUUAGUGUUCACUGAAUUCAAUGAAAGUGCCAAGCAAAGAGGUGAGAUCUUAGUCUUCACCAAGUCUACUUUGAAGAAAAUGAAAAAGGAUCGUCAGUUGCAAGAAAAAUCUGGGUCUUCACAAGGCGACCUUGAGCAUUCCGCUGGCGUCGACACUGUCAAUGAAAAGAAAUUGCUCGAGGAUUCCAGCGACAAUAAUUCUACUGAUGGCGUGAAGAUCUCCAAAUCAGAGGCAAUUUUCCACUGGAGAGAUGUUUGUUACGAUGUUAAGAUCAAGAGUGAAAACAGAAGGAUCUUGAGCAACGUCGACGGUUGGGUUAAGCCUGGUACGUUGACUGCUCUUAUGGGUGCAUCUGGUGCUGGUAAAACUACCUUGCUGGAUUGUUUGGCUUCGAGAGUUACCAUGGGUGUUAUCACCGGUGACAUUUUCGUCAACGGUCAUUUACGUGACGCCUCUUUCCCAAGAUCCAUCGGGUACUGUCAACAACAAGAUUUGCAUUUGCAGACCUCCACCGUACGUGAAUCUCUGAGAUUUGCAGCUUAUCUGCGCCAGCCUUCAUCUGUUUCGAUCGAAGAAAAAAAUGAUUAUGUCGAACAAGUUAUUAAGAUCUUGGAAAUGGAAAAAUAUGCAGACGCCGUGGUCGGUGUUGCUGGUGAAGGUUUGAAUGUUGAACAAAGAAAGAGAUUGACAAUUGGUGUUGAAAUGGCAGCUAAGCCCAAGUUAUUGCUUUUCCUUGACGAACCUACUUCUGGUUUGGAUUCUCAAACUGCUUGGUCCAUUUGUCAACUGAUGAGAAGACUUGCAAACCAUGGGCAAGCCAUUCUAUGUACUAUCCAUCAGCCUUCUGCUCUACUAAUGCAAGAAUUUGACAGACUACUAUUUUUGCAACGUGGUGGUAGAACCGUCUACUUUGGGGACUUGGGAGAAGGUUGUCAGACCAUGAUAAACUACUUCGAAAAACAUGGCGCUCACAAGUGUCCACCUGGUAACAAUCCUGCAGAGUGGAUGCUUGAAGUUAUCGGCGCGGCUCCUGGAUCUCACGCAUCUCAAGACUAUCAUGAAGUUUGGAGAAACUCCCAAGAAUAUCAGGAUGUUCAAAAAGAACUUGAUUGGAUGGAAAGAGAAUUGUCUAAGAAACCUUUGGAUACUAGUGAUGAACAAACUGAUUUUGCUACUUCUCUAUUGUACCAAUACCGUUUGGUCACAGAACGUCUUUUCCAACAAUACUGGAGAACUCCUUCCUACAUAUGGUCGAAAGUGCUACUGACGUUAAUUUCUCAAAUUUUCAUUGGAUUCACUUUUUUCAAAGCUGAUAAUUCUUUGCAAGGGUUGCAGAACCAGAUGUUGUCCAUUUUCAUGUUUACAGUUGUCUUCAAUCCUACUUUGCAGCAAUACUUGCCAACCUUUGUUUCUCAAAGAGAUUUAUAUGAAGCCAGAGAGAGACCUUCUAGAACGUUUUCGUGGAAAGCUUUUAUUUUGUCUCAAAUUACCGUGGAGAUUCCAUGGAAUUUUGCCGUUGGUACUUUGGGAUUCUUCAUCUACUACUAUCCAGUAAGCUUCUACAGGAAUGCUUCCUUUGCCGAUCAAUUACAUGAGAGAGGUGCUUUGUUUUGGUUAUUCUGCACUGGCUUCUAUGUUUACGUCGGUUCUGUGGGUCAAAUGUGUGUUGCAGGUGUUGAAGUUGCAGAGUCUGCUGGCCAUAUUGCAUCCUUACUAUUCACCCUGGCUUUGUCAUUCUGUGGUGUUAUGGUUACGCCUGGAAACAUGCCGGGCUUCUGGAAAUUUAUGUACCGCGUUUCGCCUCUCACCUAUUUCAUCGAUGGUCUUUUGUCUACCGGGCUUGCAAACGCUGACGUUGCUUGUUCCUCAUACGAAUUAGUUCAUUUCACUCCUCCCGCUGGUCAAACAUGUGGCGAGUAUAUGACUCCAUACAUCGAGAGUGUAGGUACUGGGUACCUAACAAACCCAAGCUCCACCGAUCAGUGCAGCUUCUGUACCGUCUCAAACACAAAUGAUUAUCUGGCGGCUGUAAGCUCCCAUUACAAAAAUAGAUGGAGAAACUACGGUAUUUUCUUGUGUUACAUUUUCUUCGACUACGCUGCCGCCAUUUUCUUCUAUUGGUUGGCUAGAGUUCCUAAGAAGAAGAACAGAGUUGCUGAUGAAAGGGAUCCUGAUACAAUUGCAAAUGCGAAAAAGUCGACAAAGACAGACGCAUAA
Molecule: messenger RNA, 4647 nt
Organism: Lachancea fermentati
Lineage: Eukaryota; Fungi; Ascomycota; Saccharomycetes; Saccharomycetales; Saccharomycetaceae
Source: the annotation of a GenBank genome assembly